Messenger RNA from Photinus pyralis (common eastern firefly), 1409 nucleotides. RefSeq names its product actin-related protein 2/3 complex subunit 1A-B (gene Arpc1). The record is from RefSeq and is a predicted model, not a curated record. The transcript has 2 exons. Gene Ontology annotation, biological process: Arp2/3 complex-mediated actin nucleation. NCBI's taxonomy places the organism in Eukaryota, Metazoa, Arthropoda, Insecta, Coleoptera, Lampyridae. The coding region runs from base 235 to 1359 and encodes 374 amino acids. Gene Ontology annotation, molecular function: actin filament binding. Gene Ontology annotation, cellular component: Arp2/3 protein complex; actin cytoskeleton.
CAACACAAAAUACACCAAACUUUUGGUGUUUUGUAACCAGGUGAAUCAUUUUGUUGGUUAUCCCAAAUUCAAAGUUCUUAUAUAUGUGUUUUAUUAAUUAAAACAUUUAAAAAUUGGCAAGAAAAUUCGUGUCGACUGCCCAGAGUCCACGAAUCUAAAAUUUCUCGAUCUUGGAAUCAUCUGCGGUGAAAUUUCUAUAACCACCGGCAACGCCCAUUGAGACUCCUUAAGACAAUGACCGAAACACAUCGAUUUGGAAAUGUUAUCGCUCCCAUCACCUGUCACGCUUGGAACAAGGAGAAGACACAAAUCGCAAUCUCCCCUAAUAAUCAUGAAGUGCAUGUUUAUCAAAGGAACGCUUCCGAUUGGAAAAUGAUCGAUAAUUUAAACCAGCACGAUCUACGCGUCAUGGGAAUCGAUUGGGCACCCAAUACGAACCGCAUCGUCACCUGCGCGGUGGAUCGUAACGCCUACGUCUGGACCCAAGGUGAUGACGGCAAGUGGAAACCCACCCUAGUUUUAUUACGUAUAAACCGCGCAGCAACGUGCGUGAAAUGGUCGCCGGACGAAAACAAGUUUGCUGUCGGUUCUGGCGCUCGUUUAAUCUCUAUUUGCUACUUCGAGUCGGAAAACGACUGGUGGGUGUCUAAGCACAUCAAAAAGCCAAUUCGUUCUACCAUCACCUCAAUCGAUUGGCAUCCCAAUAACGUUCUGCUGGUCGCCGGAUCUACGGAUUACAAAGUGAGAGUCUUCUCAGCGUACAUUAGGGACAUUGAGAAGACACCCGAGGCGACUCCCUGGGGAAGCAAGAUGCCUCUAGGUCAGCUCAUGGCCGAAUUCCCGAACUCGGCAGCGGGCGGCGGUUGGGUACACAGCGUUAGUUUUUCUCCCGACGGUAACAAGAUAUGCUGGGUCGCGCACGAUUCAACUAUUAACGUUGCCGAUGCAACACGCGGUAAUGUCAUGUUCAAGCUAAAAACCGAGUUUUUACCGUUUUUGAGUUGUACGUGGGUCAGCAAUCGAUCAAUUAUUACCGCCGGCCAUAAUUGUAUGCCGUUGCUAUACUCCCUCGACACGAAUGGGAAGCUGGUAUUCGCGGCGAAGUUGGAUACAUCGCAGAAGAAGGAGGCCAGCGGGCUGUCAGCAAUGCGUAAGUUUCAGUCGUUAGACAAACAGGCACGUGUCGAAGUGUCAGAUACCAGUUUGGACUCGGUACAUCAAAACGCAAUUACUUGCUUGUGUUUGUACGGAGGAACGAAAGCUGACGGUACUAAGUUUAGUACUUCGGGACUUGACGGCCAACUUGUCAUUUGGAACUUGUCUUUGUUAGAGAAAGAGAUUCAAGGUUUACGAAUUUAGGUUUAAGGUGUAUCUUUUAUUAUUCGUUGUAAUAAAGAUAGUGCAGUUUU